AUGGCACCAUUUGAGGCAUUAUAUGGACAGAGGUGCAAGUCAUCUAUUGGAUGGCUACAGGUGGGAGAAAGGAAACUUUUGGGGCCUGAAUUGGUGCAGGACACCACUGAAAACAUACAUAUGAUUUGGCAGAGGAUGUUGUCAGCACAAAGUAGGCAAAAGUCAUAUGCUGAUAAUAGACAGAGAGACUCAAAGUUUCAAGUGGGGGAUCACGUGUUCUUGAAGGUCUCACCAACAAAAUGGGUAAUGAGGAAAUACAACCCAGAUCCAUCUAAUGUAAUACGGUAUGAAAACAUCCAGUUGCAAGAUGAUCUAAUCUAUGAGGAACAACCAGUGGCUAUCCUUGAUAAGCAAGUCAAAAAGCUCCGUUCAAAGGAUGUAGCCUUAGUGAAAGUGUUAUGGCGAAACCACAUUAGUGAAAAGGUAACGUGGGAAGCCGAGGAGGAGAUGAGAACCAAAUAUCCACACCUCUUUGAUGCUUAG
Messenger RNA from Theobroma cacao (cacao), 483 nucleotides. Lineage: Eukaryota; Viridiplantae; Streptophyta; Magnoliopsida; Malvales; Malvaceae. The record is from RefSeq and is a predicted model, not a curated record.